AUGGCUGUCAAUCGCCCCCCAUUGCACCGACCGACAGAUGGCCGAUCGCAGCAACCGUUACUCAAAGAUGACCAGACUGGCCGCCUGUCCCGCUCUAGCUUCGGGAAUGGCGACGCAGAGGGCCGUCCUAUGUUGCACCACACCCGUCGACCUACCAUGCGGAGUAGGAGCCCGGAAUAUGACGCUGCCCAAGCCACACGCAAGAAAUACAUGAUUGCUGCAGGAUUUUUGCUGUUGAGUCUGGCCAGCUUUGUUGUGCAGACCGAGACCGCCGUAUACAUCCAGCAUGAGUUACAUUGGGAUAAACCGUAUUGCAUGCUUUACGUCACCCAUGGAUCCUGGGCAUUGCUCUGGCCAGUGCAGCUUGCCAUCCUACGAAUCCAGAAGCGCAAGAUGUCAUGGAACGCUUUCUGGCGCCGCCAUGUAUUCCUCAUCAAAAGUACAGCCCAGAUGGUAGAAACCCAAGAUGUCCAUUUGACCUCCCGUGACUAUCAUCGUUCUCCGGUCCCAUACAUGAUCAAGACGACUGCUUUCGUGACCACUGCCCUCACGAUCGCAGGUGGCUCAUGGUAUGUUGCCGUGAACUUGACGACCGCCAGUGAUUUAACCGCCAUCUACAAUUGCUCUGCAUUCUUCGCAUACGCCUUUUCCAUCCCUUUGCUCAAAGAGAAACUCCGAUUCGAUAAAGUCUUUGCGGUUUGCAUUGCAAUUAUCGGCGUCCUAGUGGUGGCCUACGGGGAUCGACCCGAGAAGAAGGUCUCCAAGGGAGGAACCACUGGUGCUGAAGACCAAGAAGCCCAGCACCGACUUCUAGGCAACAUUGUCAUCGGGGUCGGAAGUGUGCUCUACGGCCUGUAUGAGGUGCUGUACAAGCGCUUUGCUUGUCCUCCGGAGGGUACAAGUCCCGGUCGGGGCACGAUCUUCGCCAAUACUUUUGGUAGCAUGAUCGGUUGCUUCACGCUUACAGUAUUGUGGAUUCCGAUCCCAAUCCUGCAUAUUCUCGGGUGGGAAACCUUCCGAUUCCCCACGGGCGAGGCUUUCUGGAUGCUUCUUAUCUCCAUCUGUGCCAAUGCCACUUUCUCUGGGUCUUUCCUGGUGCUCAUCUCUCUAACCUCGCCCGUUCUGUCAUCUGUGGCCGCUCUGCUGACGAUCUUCCUUGUGGCUAUUGUGGAUUGGUUCCGCACAGGACAGCCACUAUCUUUCGCGGCCAUCAUUGGAGGUAUCUUGAUCAUGGCGGCAUUUUUCCUCCUCAGCUGGAGCACCUACCGCGAACUAAAUGAGGAGCGGAAAAAGCAUUUGGAGAACGAUCAGGUCGAAACGGACAGCGAUGAAUAA
Messenger RNA from Penicillium macrosclerotiorum, 1335 nucleotides. RefSeq names its product DMT family transporter. The transcript has 3 exons. Gene Ontology annotation, cellular component: endoplasmic reticulum membrane. Gene Ontology annotation, molecular function: enzyme regulator activity. The record is from RefSeq and is a predicted model, not a curated record. NCBI's taxonomy places the organism in Eukaryota, Fungi, Ascomycota, Eurotiomycetes, Eurotiales, Aspergillaceae. Gene Ontology annotation, biological process: intracellular calcium ion homeostasis. Bases 1 to 1335 code for a protein of 444 amino acids.